CAGUUGUCUAAUGCGGUCAAGAGUAAGAUCUUCCGGAAGACCACUGCACUAGAGGCAAACAUGUGGACAUAUCAGCAUCGCCCAAAGGUGAUGCUAGUAGCGAUUGUUCCAGUUCUUGUACUGACGCUCUUUUUCAUACAGUAUCAACCCAGUAUCGUAUGUCAAAAUUGCCAGUAUGCACCGAUUGGUCACAUCCAGUCUGGUGAAGGGACAGAUGUUCUCAAGUGUAUGACCAUAGGUCACUGGAAGACCAGACCAUUGUCCAACGAGGAGAAGAAAAAGAUGUACGAUUUUCGUGAGAGUAAUCACGCUCGGUUCGCCUUCCCCCCGAACUUUCAACGCAAAGAUGGCCGCUGCGGAAACUUGACGUAUGAAAACGUCAUCUAUUUCCGAGCGUUAUGUAACCCGCGAGGAAAAACUCCCUGCUGUUUUCACAAUUCCUGCCAAAUGAAACCAGAAAAGGAGUGUGUUUGUGAAGACUGCUAUGAUCUAAGACAAGAGAAGUAUGCUGAAUUUUCCUCGUGGGUUCCGUCAGAUUCCCGAUGUUCGUAUCGUGAGUUCUCGCGAGAAGAUGCAUGUCAACUUCUCAAAGGAAGUACGCUGCAUUUUGUUGGCGAUUCCCUGGUCCGUCACAUCUACACUGCAAUGUUACUGGUUCUUACAGGGGAUUAUGACUAUGGGGCGCUUGUAUCAAGCGCAUCCGAUGCAACAAGAAAAGCUUGCAAAGGAAUCUACAUGUUCACAGAAAAAUUCUGCCGUCUCAGUCUAAGUUACGACACGAAAAUAUGCGGAGGAGAAGCGAAAGUUGUUAUGAAGUAUAUCGACUAUGCCCACAAGGGUGGUGAGUUUUUAACUCACGUAAAAACUAUCCGGUCUAAAUCGUUAAUAAUAGUCGGUAUUGGCAUUCAUAACGAUUUUGACAUCAACCUUAUUGACAAACAAUAUUUUGGUCCUGUACUGCGUGAGAUUACGCAUCGAAAUGCCACACAGCCACUGUUGCUAUGGGCCAACAUCCACGCGCCAGGGAUGUUCAAAUCCCCUGUGAUGAAGGGGCAGAUUCGUAGUGACUUUGUACGUUUUAACACUAACAUGGCCAAGUUUAUGGGUGAUAGAAAUAUUUCCGUAUUUGAAACGUUUAAUCUGACUGACGGCAUGUCCAGCUUUGAUGGAACACAUUACGGAAUGGGUAUCAAUGUUGUAAAGUCAAAUAUACUGUUGCAUUACAUUGCAGAAUUGAGACAUAAAAACAUGUGGUAAAUCAUACAUUUAUUAGUAUAUGUUAUGUAUGUCCAUUUUUUAGCUCACCUGGCCUGAAAGGCAAUGUACGCUUUUUACGUCAAACGUCAUCGGGGCAUCUUGGUCGGAAUGUCCAGCUUUGAUGGAACCCAUUACGGAAUGUGUAUCAAUGUUGUAAAGUCAAAUAUACUGUUGCAUUACAUUGCAGAAUUGAGACAUAAAAACAUGUGGUAAAUCAUACAUUUAUUAGUAUAUGUUAUGUAUGUCCAUUUUUUAGCUCACCUGGCCUGAAAGGCAAUGUACGCUUUUUACGUCAAACGUCAUCGGGGCAUCUUGGUCGGAAUGUCCAGCUUUGAUGGAACCCAUUUCGGAAUGUGUAUCAAUGUUGUAAAGUCAAAUAUACUGUUGCAUUACAUUGCAGAAUUGAGACAUAAAAACAUAUGGUAAAUCAUAUAUUUAUUAGUAUAUGUUAUGUAUGUCCAUUUUUUAGCUCAACUGGCCUGAAAGGCAAUGUACGCUGUUUACGUCAAACGUCAUCGGGGCAUCUUGGUCGGAAUGUCCAGCUUUGAUGGAACCCAUUACGGAAUGUGUAUCAAUGUUGUAAAGUCAAAUAUACUGUUGCAUUACAUUGCAGAAUUGAGACAUAAAAACAUAUGGUAAAUCAUAUAUUUAUUAGUAUAUGUUAUGUAUGUCCAUUUUUUAGCUCAACUGGCCUGAAAGGCAAUGUACGCUGUUUACGUCAAACGUCAUCGGGGCAUCUUGGUCGGAAUGUCCAGCUUUGAUGGAAUCCAUUACGGAAUGUGUAUCAAUGUUGUAAAGUCAAAUAUACUGUUGCAUUACAUUGCAGAAUUGAGACAUAAAAACAUGUGGUAAAUCAUACAUUUAUUAGUAUAUGUUAUGUAUGUCCAUUUUUUAGCUCACCUGGCCUGAAAGGCAAUGUACGCUGUUUACGUCAAACGUCAUCGGGGCAUCUUGGUCGGAAUGUCCAGCUUUGAUGGAACACAUUACGGAAUGUGUAUCAAUGUUGUAAAGUCAAAUAUACUGUUGCAUUACAUUGCAGAAUCGAGACAUAAAAAACAUGUGGUAAAUCAUAUAUUUAUUAGUAAAUGUUAUUCAUGUCCCCUUUUUAGCUCACCUGGCCUGAAAGGCAAUGUACGCUGUUUACGUCAAACGUCAUCGGGGCAUCUUGGUCGGAAUGUCCAGCUUUGAUGGAACCCAUUACGGAAUGUGUAUCAAUGUUGUAAAGUCAAAUAUACUGUUGCAUUACAUUGCAGAAUUGAGACAUAAAAACAUAUGGUAAAUCAUAUAUUUAUUAGUAUAUGUUAUGUAUGUCCAUUUUUUAGCUCAACUGGCCUGAAAGGCAAUGUACGCUGUUUACGUCAAACGUCUUCGGGGCAUCUUGGUCGGAAUGUCCAGCUUUGAUGGAACCCAUUACGGAAUGUGUAUCAAUGUUGUAAAGUCAAAUAUACUGUUGCAUUACAUUGCAGAAUUGAGACAUAAAAACAUAUGGUAAAUCAUAUAUUUAUUAGUAUAUGUUAUGUAUGUCCAUUUUUUAGCUCAACUGGCCUGAAAGGCAAUGUACGCUGUUUACGUCAAACGUCAUCGGGGCAUCUUGGUCGGAAUGUCCAGCUUUGAUGGAAUCCAUUACGGAAUGUGUAUCAAUGUUGUAAAGUCAAAUAUACUGUUGCAUUACAUUGCAGAAUUGAGACAUAAAAACAUGUGGUAAAUCAUACAUUUAUUAGUAUAUGUUAUGUAUGUCCAUUUUUUAGCUCACCUGGCCUGAAAGGCAAUGUACGCUGUUUACGUCAAACGUCAUCGGGGCAUCUUGGUCGGAAUGUCCAGCUUUGAUGGAACACAUUACGGAAUGUGUAUCAAUGUUGUAAAGUCAAAUAUACUGUUGCAUUACAUUGCAGAAUCGAGACAUAAAAAACAUGUGGUAAAUCAUAUAUUUAUUAGUAAAUGUUAUUCAUGUCCCCUUUUUAGCUCACCUGGCCUGAAAGGCAAUGUACGCUGUUUACGUCAAACGUCAUCGGGGCAUCUUGGUCGGAAUGUCCAGCUUUGAUGGAACCCAUUACGGAAUGUGUAUCAAUGUUGUAAAGUCAAAUAUACUGUUGCAUUACAUUGCAGAAUUGAGACAUAAAAACAUAUGGUAAAUCAUAUAUUUAUUAGUAUAUGUUAUGUAUGUCAAUUUUUUAGCUCAACUGGCCUGAAAGGCAAUGUACGCUGUUUACGUCAAACGUCAUCGGGGCAUCUUGGUCGGAAUGUCCAGCUUUGAUGGAACCCAUUUCGGAAUGUGUAUCAAUGUUGUAAAGUCAAAUAUACUGUUGCAUUACAUUGCAGAAUUGAGACAUAAAAACAUGUGGUAAAUCAUACAUUUAUUAGUAUAUGUUAUGUAUGUCCAUUUUUUAGCUCACCUGGCCUGAAAGGCAAUGUACGCUGUUUACGUCAAACGUCAUCGGGGCAUCUUGGUCGGAAUGUCCAGCUUUGAUGGAACACAUUACGGAAUGUGUAUCAAUGUUGUAAAGUCAAAUAUACUGUUGCAUUACAUUGCAGAAUCGAGACAUAAAAAACAUGUGGUAAAUCAUAUAUUUAUUAGUAAAUGUUAUUCAUGUCCCCUUUUUAGCUCACCUGGCCUGAAAGGCAAUGUACGCUGUUUACGUCAAACGUCAUCGGGCCAUCUUGGUCGGAAUGUCCAGCUUUGAUGGAACACAUUACGGAAUGUGUAUCAAUGUUGUAAAGUCAAAUAUACUGUUGCAUUACAUUGCAGAAUCGAGACAUAAAAAACAUGUGGUAAAUCAUAUAUUUAUUAGUAAA
Messenger RNA from Haliotis rufescens (red abalone), 4050 nucleotides. RefSeq lists its product as uncharacterized. NCBI's taxonomy places the organism in Eukaryota, Metazoa, Mollusca, Gastropoda, Lepetellida, Haliotidae. The record is from RefSeq and is a predicted model, not a curated record. The transcript is spliced from 3 exons. Bases 61 to 1257 code for a protein of 398 amino acids.